AUGGCUGGUGAUCUUUUGAAGCGCAAUCAGAACCUGUACUGCGCGUACCAUCAGGAGCCGGGUCACACCACUGAUGAUUACAGAAACCUGAAGAACCAUUUAGAUCGGCUCGUCCGAGAAGGGAAGCUGAGGCAUCUGCUGCAUCGCCCAGAAGGAUGGCAGGAACCAUCGAGCAAUGAAACCAGACAAAGUACGUUGAGGCCACCCAUUGGCACGAUUAAUGUUAUUCUCGCCGCACCUGGAAGGACAGGCUCUGUCCCCUUCAGGGUAAUGUCAGUAAGCAGUUUCCCAACUGGGCCAGACGAUAGGGAAUCCAAGAGAGCCAGAGUGAGUGCCACGCCAGUAAUCGGGUUCACGGAGGAAGACAAGCAGGGAACUAUUCAACCCCACGACGAUGCCCUAGUCGUCACGCUCAGAAUAGGGGGUUAUGACGUGAAGAGGGUGUUGGUUGAUCAAGGCAGCGCCGUGGAGGUAAUGUACCCUGAUUUGUAUAAGGGGCUGAACUUGAAGCAGGAGGACCUGUUGCCCUACGAUUCCCCCCUGGUUAGCUUUGAAGGGAAAAUCGUCAUCCCGAAGGGCAUGAUCAGGCUGCCUAUACAAACAGAUUUAGACGUGGUAGAAGUGGACUUCAUUGUCGUAGAUGCAUACUCCCCCUACACAGCUAUCGUGGCCCGGCCAUGGCUUCAUGCACUAGGGGCUAUGUUGUCAACCUUGCACCAAAAAGUCAAGUACCCGUCAGGGGGUCAAAUCAAAGAAAUAAUAGGGAACCAGGGAAUGGCUGGACAAUGCAUGGUGUCGGCAAUCUCACGACAGCCGAAUAACAAACCUUCCACUUCAGCCGAGAACGGCUUAUAG
Molecule: messenger RNA, 855 nt
Organism: Quercus robur (English oak)
Lineage: Eukaryota; Viridiplantae; Streptophyta; Magnoliopsida; Fagales; Fagaceae
Exons: 1
Coding region: 1-855 (284 amino acids)
Source: RefSeq, a predicted model, not a curated record